Molecule: messenger RNA, 2870 nt
Organism: Magnolia sinica
Lineage: Eukaryota; Viridiplantae; Streptophyta; Magnoliopsida; Magnoliales; Magnoliaceae
Product: TOM1-like protein 9
Exons: 10
Coding region: 341-2617 (758 amino acids)
Biological process (GO): protein transport to vacuole involved in ubiquitin-dependent protein catabolic process via the multivesicular body sorting pathway
Molecular function (GO): phosphatidylinositol binding; ubiquitin binding
Source: RefSeq, a predicted model, not a curated record
AGGAAGGAAGGAGAUCGGAAGAGGAAUUCGGAUGCCGUAGAAAGAAAACUUCUUACGUCUCGAAAAUUAAUAUUAAAAAAGAAAAAGAAAAAAGGAAAAAUAAAAUAAAAUAAAAAAUAAAAGAGAAAAACAGUUUCAGAAGCUCCCUCUCUGUCUUUGCUCUUUUGACCCAAUUUUCCUUUUUUUUUCUAGGGUUUUAUUUUUCCUCCCUGCUCUCCAAUCGCAGCAAUCCCGGUGAGUUUCUCCGGAAUCCAUCGCGAUCUAGCCUGAAAAACCUCCACCAUCACUCGAUCCCUGCCUCUCGCGCGUGGUCUGACGAUCUUCGGUUCCCAUCACGGCAAUGGCGGGUUCAUUGGCCGAUCGAGCUACGAGCGACCUGCUUAUCGGUCCUGAUUGGGCCAUGAACCACGAGAUCUGUGACAUCCUCAAUCACGACCCCGGGCAAGCAAAAGAUGUUUUAAAAGUCCUUAAAAGGCGCAUUGGGAAUAAAAAUCCAAAGGUUCAGCUUCUCGCUCUCACGUUGUUGGAGACAGUGAUAAAGAAUUGUGGGGACAUUGUCCAUAUGCAUGUUGCAGAGAGAGAUAUCCUGCAUGAGAUGGUGAAGAUUGUGAGGAAAAAGCAUCCUGAACAUCAUGUCAAGGAGAAGAUACUUACUCUAAUUGAUACCUGGCAAGAAGCUUUUGGUGGGACAAGGGCUAGAUAUCCACAAUACUUCGCUGCAUACCAAGAAUUGUUGCGGUAUGGAGCAGUAUUUCCUCAACGACCUGAGAGGUCUGCACCAAUAUUUGCUCCACAGACGCAACCCCUGACAUCUCAACGUAGUGGUGAAGCACCUGAGUCAUCCACAGGGUCCGAUCUUCCAAAUUUGAGCCUGACAGAAAUUCAGAAUGCUCGUGGCAUUAUGGAUGUCCUUUCUGAAAUGCUAAGUGCUUUAGAUCCAGGGAAUAAAGAGGGUCUCAGACAAGAGGUUAUUGUUGACCUUGUCGAGCAGUGUCGUACAUACAAGCUGAGACUAGUACAACUUGUGAACACCACAUCGGAUGAGGAGCUGCUUUGUCAGGGACUUGCUCUGAAUGAUGACUUGCAACGUGUACUGGCAAAGCACGAUGCCAUUGCUUCGGGAACUGCAGCUCGGGCUGAAAAAGCAAAAUCUCCUGAGGCACUUGUAGAUGUCGAUGAUGCGGUAACAACGCAAAAUAAGGCACAGCCUGAUCAUCGGUCCACCUCAAGUGCAAAUCCAGGAAAUCAGCAGAUGUUGGUUCCGGUACCCCCUGCAGCCAAUGGUCCAGCAACCUCUUCUGCAAAUGUUGAGCCCCCCCUUAUUGACCUUCUCAGUGGUGAACCUGAGAACUCACUAGCUCUCGUUCCCGUCAGUGAACCUCCCACAAAUCCCUCCCCUCAGCAGAAUAAUAUGUUAGCUCUUUCGGACAUGUUUCCCCAGAAUAACAAUGUGACUGAUUCUCUCAGUUCUCAAUCAGCUUAUCCUGCAACACCAACAUACCCUUCAAAUUCGCCAUUUCAGCUGCAGCAACAACCCUCACAGCCAGUGUUUUAUCCAAAUGGGAGUGUCCCAAAUGCAGGGCAACCUCAGUAUCAGCAGGCACCGUACAUGCAAGGCAACCAUUCGAAUCACACAUCAGAUCCUUCUUGGAAUGGUCAGGUUGCUCAGAGUUUGAGCCCACAGCAGCAGGCACAGUAUAUGCAAGGCAACCAUUCGAAUCACACAUCAGAUCCUUCUUGGAAUGGUCAGGUUGCUCAGAGUUUGAACCCACAGCAGCAGGCACCUGUUUAUGGUGCAGACACACAAAACAGUGGGGCCUUCCCACCGCCACCUUGGGAGGCCCAACCAAAUCAGAGCAGUGAGCAUCCCCAGCCAACAGAGAGCAACCAGUUGGCAAUUGUGCCAGUCCAAACGAUUCAAAGCAACCAGCUGGAGGGAAUGCCUCCCCAACCAAUGCAGAGUGGCCAUCUGGCAGGAAUGCCUCCCCAACCAAUGCAGAGUGGCCAGCUGGCAGGAAUGCCUCCCCAACCAAUGCAGAGUGGCCAGCUGGCAGGAAUGCCUUCUCAACCAGUGCAAAGUGUUCUGUACCCUCAAUCAAUGCAAGGCGGCCAACUGGCGCCUAUGCAUUCUCAACCAAUACAAAGCGGCGGGGUCAUGUAUCCUCAACAGAUGCAGGGUGGUCAGCUGGCAGGUAUGUACCCUCAGCAAAUGCAGGGUGUUCAGGUGGGUGGUAUGUACCCUCAACAGAUGCAGGGAGGCCAGCUGGCAGGUAUGUACCCUCAACAGAUGCAGGGUGGCCAAUUUGUGGGUAUGUAUCCUCAACCGGUGCAGUACGGACAGCAGGUAGGCAUGUAUCCUCAGCUGAUGCAGGGUGGACAGAUGGCAGGUUAUGGGUACGGUCAGCAACCUGGGACCCAGUUCCUUGAGCAGAGAAUGUAUGGGCUUUCAAUGCAAGAUGACAGCAGGUACAUGAACACUUCAUAUCAGAUGACUUCGUCCACUUACGUGCAGCCUAUAAAGCCAGCCAAGCCGGAGGAUAAGCUAUUUGGAGACCUUGUGAACAUUGCGAAAACAAAGCCCAAUAAACCGAAUGAUAGUAAAGUUGGAAGCUUGUAAAAUCAGUGACUGGGUCAUCUUUUUCUUUCUUGUUCUUCAUUUUUUUUUUUCAAUUUUCUAUUUCAAUCCUUCUUUUUAAUCUUUAUAUUCUUCUAUUUUGGCUCCAUUUUUAUGCUUUUGGCUGAUUGAUCGUGUACAUUUCCUGUAGAAAGAAAAAAAAAAGGGAAAAAAAGAGCUUGAGACGCUUGAUUUGAUUGAGGAUAUUGAAUUUUAAAGAAAUCAAAUUCCGUCGGAGGAUAUUCUUUUCAUGUUA